Messenger RNA from Hibiscus syriacus, 539 nucleotides. Its product is annotated as thioredoxin-like 3-3. The transcript is spliced from 3 exons. The coding region runs from base 25 to 417 and encodes 130 amino acids. The record is from RefSeq and is a predicted model, not a curated record. Lineage: Eukaryota; Viridiplantae; Streptophyta; Magnoliopsida; Malvales; Malvaceae.
AGUUAAAGAGUUGGAGGAAAAACCAUGGGAGACUCCGGAGAUAGAAGCAAGAAAGGAUUUGAAGACACAGGAUUGGAUCUUCCACCGAACAAGCAUGGAAAUUUGAUCAGUGCUUCAUCCGAUGAAAGUCUCAACGACAUUCUUCUUCGUAUCAAGUCCUCCAAAACUCCCACUGUUAUCAAUUAUGGAGCCUCAUGGUGCGGUGUUUGUAGCCAGAUCCUUCCUGCAUUUUGCAAGUUGAGCAACCAGUUUCCAAAGCUAUCUUUCGUUUAUGCAGAUAUCGAUGAAUGCCCCGAAACAACGCAGCAUAUUCGUUACACUCCCACAUUUCAUUUUUAUCGAGAUGGCAAAAGAGUGGAUGAGAUGUUCGGUGCCGGUGAAGAGCGGCUGCACGAUCGUUUGUUGGUACAUUCAUAAAAGAAUUAUGUUCAUUUGCUGUCCUUGAGGUAAUUUUAUGAUUACAUCUUCUGUGAAAUGGCAACAAAUACGAAUGACUAUCAUUGAGCAAAGCAUAGUAGCACAAAUGGUGUUCUUCAUUA